AUGAUAGUAAAGCUGCGAAUUUCGAAACACGUUAAAGAGCGUAUCUGCAACGCGGAAUUCAGUGACUCUUCUUUAAAGACCGGAGAACUUUACGGAACCAUAUGCGAUGGAAUCCCGACGGUGGUUGGAUUUGCCCAAUUAUUCAAAGAAAGUACAUCCCAGGAUGGAACUGAACCACCACACGAUAACACAUUAAUCCAGCAGAGUUUGCCAAGUGGACUGGAUCUGAUCGGAUGGGUAAAAGCCGGGCCGUACGAGGAUCCGACCGAUUUCCUUCUGAAGUCGGCUCCAGAUGCAUUCGUUACGGACAAUCCCGUUUAUUUGCACUACACUGGCGAGAAUGGCGCGGAUGGGCUGCAGACGUACGUAUUCGAGCAACGAAAGCUGCAAUCCGUGGAAUGCAACAUAAUUGACGACGAUUUUCUCUACCGCGAGUACUAUAUGCUUCGUCUGCGUUGUUCGCUGUCGUUGGUGUGCGAACAGACGGAAAAAUCCGUUUGCGAAAAUGCGUUUCGACUCCGCAAGCAGGUUGGAUCGGGCAGUGUGGCCUUCACCGUACCAGCGGCACCAGACGUAAUGCUGAGCGAUUACGCCGUUACAGGCAUCGACAAGGACGAGAGCGUAGAAAUGCUGUACGCAAUGGCGAACGCUCCGAAACGCGAGCAGGACGAUGGUUUUGGAGGUGGUGGCGGUCACAAAAAAACUCCGAAAAAGCCGCUGGCAACGAACGAAACGCUGACCGCGUAUCGCGUGAUUGAAUUCGGUCUGCUGAUUAAAAAAUCGAAAGACGAGCUGGAUGAGAAACUACGCAGGGAAGCGUGUAACGUGACGAUUGAUCGGCGCAACGAGGACCAAGCGGUGAAGGUGCCAUUUCAAGUCGACUGUCUCAGCAUGGUGCACCGAACGAAAAAGUUGGACAAGUGCUUCGACAACAUGGUGGAAAGCGUCGACUGUUCGCUGGGUUUGAUUGAGGCCGCAUUGCUCGAGCAACUACGCCACCAGCAGCGAUUGUACGUAUCCAAGUGCUUCCACAUGCUACCAAGAGAGCUCGGACACUUUGUGACCUGCGUGUACCCGGUGGGAGAUGAAGUGAGCGAAUUGGAUUCGUUCCUGCAACGCCAACGGGAGAGGAUGCACAAGCAAUUUCUGCUUAAACGAACUCGCCCAUGCUUCCGGAAGGGAAACACAUACCAAUUCCAAGCGAGCAAAUUGCUCAUCAACCCUCAUCAGACUCUCGCCGUGCCACACCCUAAUGGGAGAACGGCCCUGGUAGACGGUGUUUACACGUACCACCACUACAUGCAGGACGAAUUCGACGACAAAGGCUGGGGAUGUGCGUACCGGUCGCUGCAAACGCUCGUCUCGUGGUUCAAUCUGCAGGGAUACAGCGGAAAGCCGUCAAUUCCAACGCACAAGGCCAUACAGGAAUGCCUGGUACGCGUAGGGGAUAAGCCGGCGAAUCUGGUCGGUUCUCGCCAGUGGAUCGGUUCCACCGAGGUGUCGAUUUGCUUGAACGAACUGCUGGGAAUUGAUUCGCGCAUCAUGUGCGUCACGCAUGGCAGUGAGAUGGUGGAUUAUGGUCCGCAGCUGCUGCAUCACUUCCAGCUGGAAGGUACGCCGAUCAUGAUCGGUGGAGGCGUGCUUGCGCACACCAUUCUCGGCGUCUCGAUGAACGAGGAAAUGGGCGACACGAAGUUCCUCAUCCUGGAUCCGCAUUACACGGGUGCAGACGAGUUGGGUCCGGUGCUGGGGAAAGGGUGGUGCGGUUGGAAAGGAGGAGACUUUUGGGACAAAACGGCACGCUACAACCUGUGCAUGCCGCAGUGUCCGCGUCGGUGUUAGUAACGGGACUGCACAAGAUGCGCUGGUUCCGGUGUGAUUUAAUUCGGUUUUCAAUAUUGUUAACGUAUUUUUUUUAUCAGCCACUUAUUUUCCUUUUACAUCCUUAACCACUCGAUUGACCCAUGGAAUUAGUUGUUAACUUACGCAUAGACAUACACGGCUCAUUAAAUACUGGAAUAAUAAAUGAUGAUACAAAAAGGUUUGCAAGCACCUUCAU
Molecule: messenger RNA, 2059 nt
Organism: Anopheles nili
Lineage: Eukaryota; Metazoa; Arthropoda; Insecta; Diptera; Culicidae
Gene: Ufsp2
Product: ufm1-specific protease 2
Exons: 3
Coding region: 1-1842 (613 amino acids)
Source: RefSeq, a predicted model, not a curated record